GGACAGGACGGCGGCUGUAGUCCGGUAUGAGGGAACCCCGCCUGCUUCACCGCCAUGAAGAGCCCGGGAACCAGUGAUACGGAAACCGACAAGACCGCGCUGCAGAGGCGGCCAGACAACCGUGAUCAAGUCCAGCUGAAAGUGCCUCUCAUCCAGCAGUCUUACCACUGGGAUUGUGGCCUGGCAUGUGCCCGCAUGGUAUUGCAGUACCUCAAUCACCUGAAUGAAGAUGAGUUCCAGAAGGCAAUGCGGGAGCUGCGGCUCACCAAAAGUAUUUGGACCAUUGACCUGGCUUACCUGAUGCACCACUUUGGCGUACAGCACCAGUUCUGCACACAGACCUUGGGUGUAGACAAGGGAUACAAGAACCAGUCUUUCUACAGGAAACGUUUUGAUGCAGAGGAGAACAGGGUAAACCAGCUAUUUGCCCAAGCCAAAGCUCACGGUGUCAAUGUAGAAAAAAGAAGUGUAACAAUACAAGAACUACAGGAUCAUCUUUCCCAGGGGCACGUGGCCAUCGUACUGGUAAAUGCGGUUCUGCUCCUGUGUGACCUCUGUCCUAGCCGUGUGAAAUACUGCUGUUUUCUUCCUAUUGGACAAAAGUGCUUCUGCAAAAGCAGCGAAUAUCAGGGCCAUUUUAUUGUGCUUUGUGGCUAUAACAAAUCCUCUGGAAGCCUUUUCUAUAAUAAUCCUGGAUAUGCAGAUAGGUUGUGUCGGACAAGCAUCACCAACUUUGAAGAAGCCCGUAGUAGUUAUGGUACAGAUGAGGAUAUGCUCUUUAUCUAUGUGGACAGCUGACCUCAGAAUGGAACUUGUGAAGAAGCAGAUAUUCCUUGUGUGCAGACCAAUUUCGGCAGACCAUGCACUAUAGAGACAUUUCUAUGUAUAGAGUUUGCAGUAAAAAGAAAAAUAUGGAUGAUGGGUGCAUUCACUCGCCAUCUAGAGAGGACACUGUCCACUACCAGAAGGACCUAUACUUAGUAUAUUAGGCUGUGCAGUGACUUUGGUCAUUGAGAUGUUGGCCUUAUUACAUUCAGGUGAAGGUAUGUUUGGACAUGUCGACUAUAUGGUAAAAGGAAAAUGUGAACACAUCUCAUUUAAAAAUCAUGGGUUUAUG
Messenger RNA from Bufo bufo (common toad), 1117 nucleotides. RefSeq names its product guanylyl cyclase domain containing 1 (gene GUCD1). NCBI's taxonomy places the organism in Eukaryota, Metazoa, Chordata, Amphibia, Anura, Bufonidae. The record is from RefSeq and is a predicted model, not a curated record. The coding region runs from base 55 to 798 and encodes 247 amino acids. The transcript is spliced from 6 exons.